AUGGAGAAAUUAGCACUCGCUCUCAUCAUGGCCUCGAGGAAACUGAGACCAUACUUCCAAGCCCACUCAAUUGAAGUUCUCACCAACUUCCUAUUGAAGCAACUGCUGCAGAGAACAGAUGCAUCAGGACGCCUACUAAAAUGGGUGAUCGAGCUUAGUGAGUUCGACAUACUAUUCCGACCUCGACAUGCCAUCAAGGGCCAAGACCUUACAGAUUUUGUGGUUGAGUUUGCCAAAGCUCCAAAAAUGGAGGCGACAAUGGAACCAGCCGAGCUCCCAACGUGGAAACUGUUCGUAGAUGGAUCUUUAGGAGAGGUCAGAUCCAGGAUAGGGAUCGUCUUGGAAAGUCCCGAAGGCCACAAGCUAAAUUGCGCAGUAAGGUUCAGCUUCCAAGCCUCGAACAAUGUCGCUGAAUAUGAGGCCCUUCUAGCAGGUCUUAGACUGAUAAGGGAAAUGCAGGUCAAAAGGCUCCUAGCGAGCAGCGAUUAUCAACUUGUGGUGAGUCAAGUCAAUGGAAACUUCGCGGCGAAAGACAGUAACAUGGUUGCAUACUUGAAAUUGGUUAUGAACCUAGUUCCCCAUUUUGAAAGGUUCGAGCUGAUUCAAGUCCCACGUCUAGAGAAUACUCAUGCAGACGCCUUGUCAAAACUGGCUAGCAGGAAGGAUUCAGAGCUACUAAAGAUUGUACCCAUUGAACACUUAUCGAAUCCCUCCAUAUUCGGAGGUGAAGAGGUGCUAUGGAUAGAAGGCACCCUAUUAUGGAUGCAGCCCAUCAUCGCCUAUCUUAAGGAACAAUCACUUCCAGCUUCCAGGAGUGAGGCAAGAAAGUUAAGAAGAAGGGUUGCACACUUCGUCCUACAAGAAGAUGUCAUCUAUAAAAGAGGCUUCACCUCGCCUCUUCUCCAAUGUAUUGGAGGCAAAGAGGCUAUGUAUAUACUCAGGGAAAUCCAUGAGGAAAUUUGUGAAAAUCACUCCGGGAGAAUGGCUCUAGCAGACAAAGUGCUUCGGCAAGGCUACUUUUGGCCGACCCUGAAAAAUGAUGCUUGCAAAUUUGUCCAGAAAUGUGAUAGGUACCAGCGCUUCUCUAAUAUUCAAAGGCAGCCUUCUCAGAGCCUCUUCGUAGUGACCAGCCCUUGGUCGUUCACCAAAUGGGGCAUCGACUUCAUUGGUCCACUCCCAUAA
This is a messenger RNA of Olea europaea var. sylvestris, 1182 nucleotides long. RefSeq lists its product as uncharacterized. Gene Ontology annotation, molecular function: nucleic acid binding; RNA-DNA hybrid ribonuclease activity. The coding region runs from base 1 to 1182 and encodes 393 amino acids. Lineage: Eukaryota; Viridiplantae; Streptophyta; Magnoliopsida; Lamiales; Oleaceae. The record is from RefSeq and is a predicted model, not a curated record. The transcript has a single exon.